AAGAGGAGGGAGAGGGAGAGGGCGAGGGCUGGGUCCCCCCGCGGAGUCGGGGCGCCGGGCCGGCUGUCCGCGCGGCGUCAGGUGCGCCCUCCAGGUGCGCGCGCUGCUGGGCUCGCGCGGUCCUCGGUGGGCUGGGCCGGGCGGCGGUGAGGAGGGGAGACAUGACAACUGAACUCUGAAUCCAGGAAAUAAAAAUUUGAAAAGGGAUUUUGUUGUCUGGAUUUUUGACAAAACUUAAAACUUCAGCCUGAGUCUGGGUUAAUUGAGAAUUUUCAAGAACUACCACUGAGCCUGGAAUUUUUGGCAGAGUCUUGAAUGAGUUAGACCUAGCUGUAGAAGAGAGAAGAUUCCUGUAAGAUUGGCUCUUGGGAGCUACGGGGCAUUGCUCAUCCUGAAGAUCAGGUGACCACCGACAUCAGCCAUGUCAUCCAGGCCUUUUGAAAGUCCACCUCCUUAUAGACCUGAUGAAUUCAAACCCAAUCAUUAUGCACCAAGCAAUGACGUAUCUGCUGGGGAGAUGCACGUUCGACCGAUGCUCUCUCAGCCAGCGUAUUCUUUCUACCCGGAAGAUGAAAUUCUCCACUUCUACAGAUGGACCUCUCCUCCAGGAGUGAUUCGGAUUCUGUCUAUGCUUGUUAUCGUGAUGUGCAUUGCCAUUUUUGCCUGUGUUGCCUCCACUCUUGCCUGGGACAGAGGCUAUGGAACUUUGCUAGGAGGUGGGAUUGGCUACCCUUACGGAGGAAGUAGCUUUGGUGGCUACGGAAGUAGCUUUGGCUACGGCUACGGCUACGGUUAUGGCUAUGGAGGAGGCUACACAGACCCAAGAGCGGCAAAGGGAUUCCUACUGGCCAUGGCUGCCUUUUGUUUCAUUGCUGCGCUGGUGAUUUUCGUUACCAGCGUUAUAAGAUCUGAAAUAUCUAGAACAAGAAGAUACUAUUUGAUUGUGAUAAUAGUGAGUGCUGUCCUGAGUGUUAUGGUGUUUAUUGCCACAAUUGUCUACAUCAUGGGAGUCAACCCAACUGCCCAGUCAUCUGGGUCUCUCUACAGUUCACAGAUAUAUGCCCUCUGCAACCAGUUUUAUACACCUGCAGCUACUGGACUCUAUGUGGAUCAAUAUUUAUAUCACUACUGUGUGGUGGAUCCCCAGGAGGCCCUUGCCAUUGUACUGGGGUUCAUGGUUAUUGUGGCUUUCGCUUUACUAAUUUUCUUUGCCGUGAGAACGCGAAGGAAGAUGGGCCGGUGUGACAAGUCGAAUAUUUUGUGGGACAAGGAACGUGUUUAUGAUGAGCAGCCCCCCGAUGUCGAAGAGUGGGUUAAAAACGUUUCUGCAGGCACGCAAGACAUGCCUCCUCCCCUUACUGACUACGUGGAGAGAGUGGACAGCCCCGUGGCCUACUCCUCCAAUGGUAAAGUGAAUGAGAAGCGGCCUUAUCCAGAGUCUUCCUAUAAAUCUACACCGAUGCCUGAAGUGGCUCAGGAGCUGCCAGUGACUUCACCUGUGGAGGACUUCCGGCAGCCUUAUUACAGCAGCAGUGGUAACUUGGAGACCCUUUCAAAAAGGGCUCCCUCGAAGGGCAGAGCAGGAAAGUCAAGGAGAUCAGAGCAAGACCACUAUGAAACAGACUACACGACGGGCGGCGAGUCCUGCGAUGAGCUGGAGGACGACUGGAUCAGGGAAUAUCCACCUAUCACUUCAGAUCACCAAAGACAGCUCUACAAGAGAAGUUUUGACACUGGCCUGCAGGAAUACAAGAGCUUACAAGCAGAGCUUGAUGAGAUCAAUAAAGAACUCUCUCGUCUGGAUAAAGAGCUGGAUGACUAUAGAGAAGAGAGUGAAGAGUACAUGGCUGCUGCUGAUGAAUACAAUAGACUGAAACAAGUGAAGGGGUCUGUGGAUUACAAAAGCAAGAGGGAUUAUUGCAAGCAGUUGAAGAGCAAAUUGUCACACAUUAAGAAGAUGGUUGGAGAUUAUGAUCGACAGAAAACAUAGACGGCAGAUGACACGUCCUUAGAGAGGUUAAGAAGUAUCUCACUGACAUCUCUGCAAUGUUGUCAGGAGUCCGAGUGACUUUGGACUCUUAACCUGGGAGGCCAAAUCUUUGUGAUCAUUACAGAGUUUUUGGUAGCUUUAAUAACAUCAGUAUUGAAGCAUUUUAUAAAUAGCUUUUGAUAAUCAACUGGGCUGAACACUCCGAGUAAGGAUUUUAUGCUUUAAACAUGGGUUCUUGUAUUAAGAACUAUUGUUUGAAAUUUUUAAACCUGUAAGGAAGGUCCUGGAGUGGACUGUGCUGUGAACUUUCACACCCUAGGCAAUCAGGUCUUAAUACCUAACUGUGCUCAUUGGGUCUUGUAGGGGAUAAUUUAAUCCUCCCAGAGUUCUCCCUUCAGAUAACUGUUACUGAUAAUCAUUUAUUUUCAGAUAAGGAAACUGGGCCCCUGCAGUCAAGUCUCUGAAGUGAAGCUACUUGUUGCCUAGCUUGCAGUUUUGGUUAAGUCUGUUUUAUGACUCCAUUGAUAAAGUUCCUGUCCUUUUCCUAUUUUAGCUACUAUGGAUACUCGGGUCCUACCAGCCUCCCUAUUGAUUUUUUUCUGUGAAUAAAUGCUUAAGAGCUCUUUAUUUCAUGUUAUCCUGGUAAUAAAUAUCAUGUAAAAGUAACAAAUGUGUGAAAUUUGAAGAUUGUAAAUAUAUGUUUACUUUUUAAAAAUCAGAGUUUUAACCUGCUGGUUAGAAUUUUGUUGUGUAUUUUUAAAUCCUUUUUCUCUUUUAUGGUUUACAGACUUUUUCUUAAACCAACUAGGCUUUUCCAUUAUAUCAAAGUAUCCAAUUACAUUUAUCAUUCAAUUGUGACUUGAAUUGUAUCUUAUGGGAAUGUUCAAGUUUUGUACAUAUUUUAUAAUUAUUAAACCUGGUGUUUUCUUUCCAUAAUAUAUACCUUUUUGACAUCAUCAGUGCUGUUAAUAUUAAGCUAUGGAAAACUGCACUCAGAAGUUGUAUCUGUUAUUGUUUUAAACUGUUUUGGGUGCUGUGCUGGUUGGCAGUUUCCUAAGUCCUUUGCCUAACAGAAGGCUGAUUUGUCUGGAAGUGGACGCCAGUAUCAUAAAACACCAAAUUACUUCAAAUGGUGCCCUUAAAUCUCAGCAUUUUUUUUUUAAUUCAAAUCUUUCCUGGUAAAGUAAAAUGAGCUGAUAAUACUGGAUAUGUAGCUACCCUAGUCGAUUGUGGUUAUCCCCUUAGUUUAGAACUCUCAUUUAAGUAUAUUGUUUUUGAUAUAUAAGCCUGAAUAAUUUUCCAAAGAUAAACUUUUUUUUUUUGGCGCACGGGCUUAGUUGCUCUGUGGCAUGUGGGAUCUUCCUGUAGCGGGGAUCAAACCCGUAUCCUCUGCAUUGGCAGGCGGAUUCUCAACCACUGCGCCACCUAGGAAGCCUCUCCAAAGAUACACUUUUAAAUAAGGUUUCCAUUAUAACACUGAUUCGUUUCUUCAAGUUGAAGAAAUUCUUAAUUCUCUAUGUGCUGCACAUACUUACUACAGAAAGUAAUAAAUAGUUUGUUUUUCAUGCCUUUUGGAUUCAUACCAAAUGGUAAGGACUCUGUUGAGCAACUUCAUUGAUUUUUACACAUGUUAAAAUUUAAACUCUGUUCUUGGAAGUCAGCAUACUUAGUUUAUGAAGGCAAGUUUGCCAGUGUUGUGACAAAAUAAAACCAUUCGGCUGAAUGCAGAGAAUCAAAUAGCAUGAGUUUGCGUUGUAAAAUUGUGCCAUAAAAUUGGACUUUGAAAGUUAAAAAAGUCAUUUUUCAGAUGUGGUCUUUACACUAACGACCACUUCAGGGGCCAGGAUCACAGUGUUUGGGGGUGGGGGUUGGCAUUUUUCUUUCUUCCUUUUUUUUUUUGGCCAUGCCACACGGCUGAAUCACAGAGUCCUAACCACUGGACCACCAGGGAAUCCCCCUGAGGGGUUGGCAUUAACCAGAGGGACGUAACUUUGAAAAACAACUCAGGCAAUUUUCUAGUCUGGAAAAGAGCGGUUUGGAUUAGAUUUCAGAGGUCUCUUCCAUCUCUGACCUUCUGUAGUUAUGUUUGCAUUCUGCUUUCUGCUGUAAACCAUUGUUCCAAAGAUUUUGUUAAAAAAGCAUGUGGUUCAUCUGAUGAAGGUUCACAGCAUAAAGUGAUUCCCUUACACGUGUGAUGCUGGACUACAAGUAGAUAAGAUCAAUAUUUUAAUUUCUCUUUAUUUUGAAAAAUUUAAAGCAAUACAGAAAACUAUGAACAUGUAAACCCACCACCUGGAAAUAACAGGUGUUAAUAUUUUGUCAUAUAUGCUUUGUAUUUUUUGGAAUAAAUUUAAAUCUGUAAGUA
Molecule: messenger RNA, 4355 nt
Organism: Hippopotamus amphibius kiboko
Lineage: Eukaryota; Metazoa; Chordata; Mammalia; Artiodactyla; Hippopotamidae
Gene: OCLN
Product: occludin
Exons: 10
Coding region: 422-1990 (522 amino acids)
Biological process (GO): bicellular tight junction assembly
Cellular component (GO): apical plasma membrane; bicellular tight junction; cytoplasmic vesicle
Source: RefSeq, a predicted model, not a curated record